AUGGCUGCUCAAAAGAAAGCCUCGACUAAGAAGGUCGAGAAGAACACAACCCUCUCCCCUCAGUUGCUCGGUGCGAUCGCAUCAUUCCUUGCUCAAAAUGGAUUCUCAUCUACAAGCGCCACCUUCACCGAGGAAUUGAAGAAGAACGGAUGUUCAAAUGUGGAAAAAAAGGCAGCGCCGUCUUUGAUUGAAGUCUUCCAGGCUUGGGGGAAGACUUCCAGUGGCUCGGACAGCAGCUCUGAGAGUGACAGCAGCGACAGUGAGAGUGACAGCGACGCUAGCACAUCGUCAUCUUCCUCCUCGUCCUCUUCCUCCUCCGCUUCUUCUUCUUCCUCGUCCUCGUCCUCGAGCUCCGACAGUGACGCUGACGAUGAGAGCGACAACCAGACGAAGGCCGUUUCAGCGUCUCCUGCCCCAGCGGCCAAGGCGUCGAAGGGACUGAAACGCAAGGCAGAGUCUAGCAGCUCCUCUUCCGACUCGAGCUCCGAUUCCGAGUCUGACAACGAGCCCCCAAAGACGAAGAAAGUCAAGGUCUCGAAGGCAGAAUCGUCUUCCAGCAGCAGCUCCGAGUCGUCAUCCGAUUCCGAAUCCAGUGACUCAAGCUCGAGCUCUGAGUCCUCGGAUUCGUCUGAUUCCGAGGAGGAGAAGGUGACCCAGAAGUCUGGCGCAAAGGAUGAGAAGAAGUCUGCAACCACUUCUUCAUCUGAAGCCUCAAGCUCAAGCAGCUCAGACUCCGACUCCGACAGCAGUUCAGAGAGCUCUGAUGAGGAAAAGACCGGUGGUGUCGCUGUUUCGAACGACUCCUCCGAUACUAGCGCGACCAUGUCUGCGUCUCCUGCCGCUGAGAGCAACUCUGCGAACAAGGCGACCAAGAAGAAGCACGAAGGAGCCCGUCCUACCCCUCUUGCCGCCCUGAGUCAACAACCCUACGAGGCCAUCUCCAACGAAUAUGUGCCCUACGCAUACGCCGAACGGGCCUAUGCCGAUCUUUCCGUCACCCGUGGCAAAGGAUUCACCAAGGAAAAGAACAAGAAGAAGCGCGGAUCCUACCGAGGCGGUCCUAUCGAUAUCUCAGGGGGCAAGUCUUUCAAGUUUGAUGAUUAA
Molecule: messenger RNA, 1104 nt
Organism: Penicillium oxalicum
Lineage: Eukaryota; Fungi; Ascomycota; Eurotiomycetes; Eurotiales; Aspergillaceae
Product: nucleolar and coiled-body phosphoprotein 1 family protein
Exons: 2
Coding region: 1-1104 (367 amino acids)
Molecular function (GO): protein binding
Source: RefSeq, a predicted model, not a curated record